Messenger RNA from Gregarina niphandrodes, 2214 nucleotides. RefSeq lists its product as hypothetical. NCBI's taxonomy places the organism in Eukaryota, Apicomplexa, Conoidasida, Eugregarinorida, Gregarinidae. The coding region runs from base 1 to 2214 and encodes 737 amino acids. The record is from RefSeq and is a predicted model, not a curated record. The transcript is spliced from 2 exons.
AUGGGCAGCGCGUUUGCGGCGAAGAUCAGCGAACCGCUGGCGGAGAUGAACACGCAGUACGCGAAGGUGAAGGGCGAGCUGACGGGAUCGAGCGAGGUGCGGAAGCCGCGCGCGACGGCGAGUGUGGGGAGCGAGUUGGCGCCAAGUGACUUGGUGCGCCGGCGGCGCAAAGUCGUAGCCAAGUUGAACAUUGCGGUUGAGGAAGAGAAGACGGCGAAGGAGAGCCGUGAGGAUCUGAUGGAGCGUUUCGGCGACAACCUGCAGACGGACUUGUUGCAGAAAAUCGAGGAGCGGAUCCGGCGCGCAGUCAGCAUGCGCAAAAAGGCUGAGCGCAACCUGCAGGAACUUGAAGCCGAACUGACCGGGGAGGAGCAGCCCGAGGACGACCCCGGCGGCGGCGGGGGACCGGAGCUGACGCCCGAGAAGGUCAAGGUUUUGGAACGCGCGGAGGUGGCGCGUGUGCAGCGCACGCUCGACUGCGUACGCCUCGGCGCGCGACUCUACUUCACUUUCGUGAGUUCGGCGGGGCCGCUGUUGGCCACACUGUGCGACUCGUGCGACGCAUACUCGCCCCAAUACGACCUCGCACUCUGGCUGAAUCGCGUAACGGGCGCCAACACACCCAUGACGGUCACCGACGACCGCAAAUUUGCACUCGCCGAAAGCGACCUGUUGUGGCUGCGCCAGCAGCAGAGCGGUUCCGGCGCCGACGAGCUACGCGCGCAAGUGCUCGCACUCAAAGACGGCCUGAAACAAAAGGAACUCGAAAUCAGGGAACUCAAAAAGAAGGAACAGGAUUUUCGCAAACGGGAAUGGGCAAGCGGCCGCGACGGUGACGUCCAGGCCACUCGCGACGCCGAGACAGCUGACGGCGGAGCUAAUGCUGCGUUCCCCAAACUUCAGCUUCAACUACGUGACCAAGAUCGAGACCGGGACCGGCAGCGAGAUCGCGAAAGAGAGCGAGAUGGGGAGAGAGAACGGGCUCGGGAGAGAGAGCGAGAGAAGGGGAGGGAGCGUGAGGAGAGGGAGCGAGAGGAGAGGGAGCGAGAGCGAGACCGCGGGGGGCCCGGGAGUUGGGAGCAGCGUUCGGAUUCGAACCCGUCCGGUUCAAACGCGUCGGGUUCUGAGUUGUCGGGUUUGGAGCGUGCGUCUUCUUCCUUAUCUGAGGAGGAACGGCGCGGUGGUCGCGGCGGCGGUGGCGGUUUGUUGAAGCGGAUGGCCACGGCGAUUACGGGUCGGCAAGCAGUGGCAUCGGCGAGCGACGAGGAGGUGAGUGUGAGUUCUGCAAGUUGGGACAAUCCGCAAGAAGAUCCAGAUGAGGACGAGGAGGAGUUCCGUUUGCGGGACUACAUUCCGUCUUUGGGAGAGCGGCUGCGUAUUAACUGGCCGCCGGGUACCCGCUUCCCGGACAAGGUGUUGGAAGUGCAGCGGCGUGUUGAAGAAUAUUUGUGGAGUUUGCGCAAUCUGUGCGUGGAUGACUUGGCCCGACUGGGACAGUGGGACGAUCCGUACUACGUGAAGCCGUUGGACUACGAGUACGGUUUCCAGGCUUAUGUGCACAAGUUACCGCGGAAUACGCUCUUCACGGUCUUCAAUUCAGUGGCAGUUCCGCGUGCACUCGAGUGGGGCAGCACAUACCUGUCGAGUGCACAGUGGACGCUCUUUAGCUACGAAACCUUCGUGCUAGCGCUUCAAGUCGACCAACGCAUCCUGCAGGCCCGGGAACUCACAACUCUCCCAUUACGCGAUGUGGCCGCCCUUGCACCCGAUCUUCUAGACGCAGCAGAUGCCGAUGCCGGUCGCAGUGGCGAUCUACAGGGUCGCCGCGGCGGCGACCUGCAAGGACGUGGGGCCGACCCACGCCAGAACAAAGCCGUCCAGGUACUGCUGCACAAUCUCGGCAACAUGAAGAAGGUGCUCCGUCAGUGGCGCAUCCGAAUGGGUUUGACCGCGCGCGAAAACGCCGUGCUCAAUACACUUCUCUUGCCGUCACAGGGUGAAAAUGACAUCUCGCAUUCACCUCUAGAUGUCCGAUACCGACUGCACCGUCUCCUCACGAGCUGGAUCUACGUCGACCAACAUGGACGCGACCCACUCGUGCGCGAAUGGGUGUUCCGUAACCUGCACUUCGUGCGCUGCAACAUACUCAUGAAAAUGCAGCGCCUUUGUCGCUUCCUGCCGCAACUCGAAGGCCAGGCUCCUAAACUCACUUAA